Orbilia oligospora ATCC 24927 is the source of this 1530-nucleotide messenger RNA. RefSeq lists its product as uncharacterized. Lineage: Eukaryota; Fungi; Ascomycota; Orbiliomycetes; Orbiliales; Orbiliaceae. Gene Ontology annotation, cellular component: plasma membrane. The transcript has 5 exons. Gene Ontology annotation, molecular function: zinc ion transmembrane transporter activity. The coding region runs from base 1 to 1530 and encodes 509 amino acids. Gene Ontology annotation, biological process: zinc ion transmembrane transport. The record is from RefSeq and is a predicted model, not a curated record.
AUGAAUUGCCCUGCGAAAAACGACGACUCUCUUCUCAAACAUCCAACUUGGAACCAAAAUCCAUCGUACCUGGCGGCAGAACUUACUACUCGCCAAGAUCUCAACGGUGUUGCGAACUCUCGGGAACACAGAAAUGCUGAUGAACUUGCCGGCGGUUGGUUUGGAGAUCAAAAUGAAAUUCUAGAAAGCGACUCGCCUCCAGGCUCGGGAGGGAAAGGUGGGGGAGCGGAGGAGCAGCUGUACUGGCUCUCCUCCAUCAAGACGGCGGUUGGCAACUACGGCCACCCCCGUCUUCUCGUCGCAUCCCAUUCUCCGUCCCUCCAGCGUAUCUGGGACUGGGUCGUUUGGCUUGCUUCUGUCAUCUUUUGUUCGUAUUUGUUAUCGGCCUUCCAGAACUUCCGCAACCCUGUCGCAACGCUAGCUUCCGUCGAAGGUGAAAUAGCUGCUGCCACGCGAGUAUCAUCACUUCACAUGAGAUCCACAUGCCCAACCGGUGGAGUUGACAGUUCAAAAUACAACACACCUCUGCAUGUUGGAGCUCUUUUCAUAAUUCUCUUCGUCUCGACUGCUGCAUGUGGGUUUCCGUUGUUGGCCACUAAGUUUCCAGGACUUAAAGUUCCUGCAUUGUUCUUUUUCAUUGUUCGCCAUUUCGGUACCGGGGUAUUGAUCGCUACGGCUUUUGUUCAUCUUUUGCCAACAGCUUUCAUCCUACUUGGGAAUCCAUGCUUGUCCGAUUUUUGGAUCAAGGAUUAUCCUGCUAUUCCCGGCGCCAUUGCUCUCGCUGGUGUCUUUUUUGUAAUUGUCAUUGAGAUGGUAUUUCAUCCUUCUCGGCAUAUUACCCCGCAAAGAAGUGCUAGUCCUACUCAAUCAGGACAACCCGGAGGCGUUCUUGAUCCUCUGUCGAAUGCUGCUGGUCAAGAAAGCACCGAGUCGGUUCAAGAAACCAGACCAGACGGCCAACUUAGUGGUGUACAAGCCGAGGCGGAUGUCGAGAAAGAUAGUGAUAAUUUUAGCUUUGUUCUGACAGCAGAGCAAAAGCUCCAAAAGGAUGUUUUGCAAUGCAUACUCCUGGAGGUAGGUAUUCUAUUCCAUAGUGUCUUCAUUGGCAUGGCUUUGAGCGUUUCAGUCGGUAACGAGUUUAUCGUUCUUUUGAUUGCGAUUGCUUUCCAUCAAACUUUUGAAGGGUUGGCUCUCGGAUCUCGAAUCGCUGGUAUUAAAUGGCCUGGUAGCACCCUGAAACCAUGGUUCAUGGCACUGGCAUAUGGAUGCACUACUCCAAUAGGCCAGGCGAUUGGCAUUGGACUUAGUUCGCUUUACAGCCCGGACUCCGAAGUUGGUCUCAUUUUGGUAGGAACUAUGAAUGCCAUCUCAGCUGGCCUCCUAGUGUUUGCUUCGUUGGUGGAGCUUCUAUCAGAAGAUUUCCUCAGUUAUGAAAGUUGGCGAAUGCUGAGGGGUAUGCGCCGUGUGGGGGGCUGCUUGCUUGUAUUCUUCGGGGCCUUUUCUAUGAGCCUUGUUGGUGCAUGGGCGUAG